Messenger RNA from Cydia strobilella, 5046 nucleotides. RefSeq names its product scavenger receptor class B member 1 (gene emp). Bases 287 to 1834 code for a protein of 515 amino acids. NCBI's taxonomy places the organism in Eukaryota, Metazoa, Arthropoda, Insecta, Lepidoptera, Tortricidae. Gene Ontology annotation, molecular function: scavenger receptor activity. Gene Ontology annotation, cellular component: membrane; cytoplasm; lysosome. The record is from RefSeq and is a predicted model, not a curated record. The transcript is spliced from 12 exons.
AUCUACAGUUACUAAAGCGGUCUCCAUACCACCGCACGUCUGUGGAACAGACUUCAUUUUCGAAAAAAAAAUCACUGACAGCUGUCAAAAUUCACAGUGGAUUUCGUGUUUUAGUGCGUGUUGUGAAAUUAAAAUUAACGACUUUGUGAGCGCGUGUUACUUGAUUUAGAAAUUUUUUGCUGUUAAUCGAACUUAAAGGUCCGCAGUCGCCGUCCCGCCGCCGACGCGUGCGCACCUCGCAGUCCGUGUGUGUGUGUGAUGUACUAGUGUUGUAGUGUGUGACAACAUGCAGGGCCGGGAUAAGUUGUGUGCCAAGCUCACGAGCGCCUUUCUUAGGAAGUGGUGGUUCGUGCUCGCGUCAGCAAUAGUCCUGUUGCUGGCCGGCAUCAUCUGCGCCAUAUUCUUCGGCACUUGGGUCCGGCUGUUCAUAGACCAUGAGUUGGUCCUCCGGCCGGGCUCCAUGACGUUCGAGUGGUGGGCUCGGCCCCCCGUCCGGCCCUUCGUCAAAGUCUAUGUCUACAACGUCACCAACGCGGACGAGUUCCUCAACAACGGCAGCAAGCCCGUGCUAGACGAGUUGGGACCUUAUAUAUACUCACAAGAAUGGGAGAAAGUGAACAUCACCGACAACGAGAAUGGAACCCUGUCGUUCCACUACAAGAGGACGUACACGUACCGACCAGACCUCAGCGGGAGGUCGGACGACGACGCUGUAGUCGUGCCCAAUAUACCUAUGCUGAGCGCCACAUCUCAAUCCAAGCACGCCGCGCGCUUCCUCCGGCUUGCCAUGGCGUCCAUCAUGGACAUCCUGAAGAUCAAGCCGUUCGUGGAAGUGUCGGUGGGGCAGCUGCUCUGGGGCUACGAGGAUCCACUGCUCAAACUGGCCAAGGACGUUGUGCCGAAGGAGCAGAAAUUGCCUUAUGAGGAAUUCGGCUUGUUCUAUGGGAAAAACGGAACGUCCUCGGACAUCGUCACAAUGUUCACCGGUUACGAAGACAUGAAGAGUUACGGAAUCUUCGAGCGGUACAACGCUCGUGACAAACUGCCUCACUGGACAACUGACCAGUGCAACAGCAUAGCUGGAUCUGACGGCUCCAUCUUCCCCCCUCAUAUCACGAAGAAUGACACGUUGAAAGUCUACGAUAAGGAUCUUUGUCGGCUGCUGCCUCUACAAUACCUCCGCGACGUGGAGUCCCCAGCUGGCGUACAAGGCUACCGCUUCACCCCGCCGCUCGACGUGUUUGCCGCCGAUGACCACAACCGGUGUUUCUGCCCCGCUGGACCGCCGUGCGCGCCCUCUGGCUUGUUCAACGUGUCUUUGUGCCAAUAUGAUUCCCCUAUCAUGCUGUCUUUCCCGCACUUCUACUUGGCGGACGAGAGCCUCCGCGACGCCGUCGAAGGCAUCUCGCCGCCUGAACCAGAGAAGCAUAGACUAUACAUCGAUGUGCAACCUGAGAUGGGCAUCGCGAUGAGCGCCCGCGCCCGCAUCCAGAUCAACCUCGCCGUGUCGCAGGUCGUGGAUAUCAAGCAGGUCGCCAACUUCCCCGACAUCGUGUUCCCCAUCCUGUGGUUCGAGGAGGGUAUCGACGAGCUGCCAGAGCAAGUGUCGUCGCUGCUCCGGCUGGCGACGCGCGCGCCGCCGAUCGCGCGCGCCGCGCUGGGCUGGGGGCUCUCCGCGCUCGGCGUGCUGCUCUUGCUGCUCGCCGUCACCUGUCUUAUACGAUCAUCUCACCGCCAAAGCACGCUACGGCUUGAAGGUCACGCCGUCGCCAAACCCCCGCCCGCCAAAGUGCCCAGCAAGGACAACGGGUACGAACUCAACAACAGGAGAUAACUGCCGCGCCGCUAGACAACACUCGAGGCGGCCAGAUGGCGCUACUGUGCGGCGGUAGUGUUGGGUAUAGUGUAAUAGAUGGCGCCACUGCCUAUGAAAAAUAUCCUGAACCGGUACCACGCAAAUUGAAGAUUGAAGUUCUAUCUGUAUCACUGUCGCUUUUGCGCUAAUCUGGUGAAUGAGGUAGAGAUUUACAAACAUGGAUCUUCAGAUUUCGCGGUAAUGUUUAGGAAUGAGUUUUCAAUUAUUUUUAUGACGAAUGAUACCUUGACUUGGGUCAGUGUAGCCACCUAUUUCGAAGUUAUUUUUUCUAAUAGGGAAAGAACUGAAUCUCAUACGUAUCUUUAAGAGACAGUGGUCGUCUCGGGUGUAAAAUAGAUUUAUUAAAUCCUAAAACAAAUUAAACAUCAGAAACAGUCUGGAUAAAUUAUUUAAAGAGUUAACAAGAAUAUUUAAGCUCGCAGGAACGAUUGGAAGGAAUUAUUUAAAUUAACUGAAAUCUUCCAUUUUAUUUGAGGAUUAUUAAUUAUUAGUAAUAAACAAAUCGCUGCAACUUAUGAGUUGUAUUGACUAAACAGUAGAUGGCGUUGUCAAACUUAAAAAUAGUUCUUUUCAUUUGUUCCGAUGAUACUUUUAAAAUUAAAUAUAAAUUGACAUAAAAGCUUAUUUUUAUCAACUGACAUAAAUAGAGAUUGUCUUUAUUACAAAUAGCAAAGACAUUUUUAUGAAUAAUAUUAAAAGAAUUGUAUCGAUGUAACUUAAUUUAGUGCUGAAAAAAUUACUUUUCGAGUUGUUUUUGUAUUAUUAUUAAUGAGCGACUCGACGACUUAUUUUUUUUUUGAUAAAAUAUGAAUGAAUUUAUUAAUUCAUUCAAUUAUUAAUUCACUCAUUCAUAUUGUAUAAAAAAAUUAAGAAUGAAUGAAUGAAUUAAUUCAUUCAUUAUUAAUGACUCGACGACUUAUUUUUUUUUGAUAAAAUAAAAUGUUAUUCGACCGUUUUGUAUUCAGGUCGGCUUCUACUUAAUCAACGAUUGUGAUACAAACAUUCUAAUUGUGUCAAAUAUAGAACAAAAUGUUAUUUUGUGAGGAUUUAAAUUUAAUAAAUUUUUGUAUUUUCUAUACUUAUACUAUUUUACUUGUAAAUAUGUCCUAUGUAUAUGUGCUAAUGAUGGGUCAAUUGUAAUGGUAUUUAAUGGUUGUUUUGACCCCAUUUUAUAGGCAACUAAUACUAGAUGGCGCUAUUUUUUCACUAAUAUAAACUUUAAAAAAAAACCAAUAUUUUUUCAAGUUCCCCUUAAUACCUGUAUUUUUCACAAUUCGACUAAGUAAAAGCCGAAACACCUGUAACCUUAAAAAAACAAUUCGUUUUCAAAAUGGCGCCAUCUAGUGUUUAUUUGCCGAUUUAACUCAUGUUCUUCUUAAUUUGGGCUCGGGUUGCCAUGUAAUUUGUUUUAUCGGUCUUAAGGCAAAUGUGAUUGACAUACUAAUAUUAUAAAGCCCGGCUAUGAAUUCACGUCAUCUCGUCAUUUUACGUCUACCAACUUUACAGUCCUUGGCUUAUUUCAAAAGGCAUAACCUCAAACCUACUCCCUCAACCGAACUCCCUAAUCUUAAAAUAAGUUUUUUUUUUAUUGGCAAAAUAUUGCGAAGCAUCCAAAAUUCUCUAAGCGUUAUUUUAAGCUCACUAUAUUGGUUUUUUUCUCAUAAGAAUUUGUCUUUAAUUUUAAUCGAAAGGUGACUUGAAUUUGUAGCCUGCUUGUACUUACCAAUAGCUAGUCUUUAAUCUCAUGGGUCCGUCCAUAGUUUUAUAUUUUUUUAUGUAUAAACUUUAAAAUAUUUUCUUACCGUUUUAUUUCGUAGUUCUUUUUAACUAUCUUGGAAAGGUUAGUACGUAGUAAGUCAUUUAAUGUAAUUCUUAGUUUAGGUUCGGUGCGUUACCUCCGGGAUGAAAUGUAUUAUAUUUGCGCAUUCGUGUAAAAUGACAUGGUUUAAGAAACCAAAUAUCCAUAUUAUAAAUUUAAUGAAAGCGCCACCUAUCGGCAAAUUGUGAAACGUUUAUGUCAACUAACAACUGUUCUCAAUAUCACCAUCAGGUAACUAGAGUUAAACCAAGAAAAGUGGUGCCCUCAAGUCCAUAAAAACAUUUUUUGACAGGACACGCAGUGCCGGUGUUAUUUUAGACGUCAAACUUCUAUGAAAUUAUGACUUAUAAAUUACACUGGCACUGCGUGUGCUGUCAUAAUCUCUGCAGUCUUUUCUUGGUACUAAAUUCAAAACAAAAUGAAUAAUACUCACAUCUAUACUGCUUUAAGCUCUACAGAAAAACGUCGAGUAGACGACAUGGGACCUAUUAUUGUAGGUUCUGUAUCAGUAACUCUUAUUAAAACUGGGUAUUUCAAUUUCUGUUGCAACCCUGUAACAAUUACCUUUUUUUUUUUUUUCAAGCAAUAGUUACAAAAAAUAUUGAGAACAGUGUUAGAUGAUGUAAAUUUAUGAAUUUCAGUUAGAUAAUUUCAUAACCACGUCUCUAAUCAAGACAAUACUUUGACUUUAUAAAGUUAGGGUGGUAUUUGACGCAUCACAUUCCAUGUAAGGUAAAUUAGACUGACAUUGGUAAAUAUGACUUUAAUAUGACAUUUCAAUUUCAAUCAUACAAUUUAAUUCAUAUUUUUGUAAACACAUAUUAAAAUUCUUAAUGUAUAUUGUAAUUUGGAUUCCAAUUAUGACAUGUUAUAAAAUGUUUGUUAUUAUAUAUCACUUGUUGACUGGCAUGUUAUUAUGUUAUCCGCAUGACAAUAGUUAUAUUAGCCAAAUAUGUCCUAGCACUUGUGAAGGGACUUUAAAAAGCGACCUUUAUAUUCUUGUUGAAGGUUACAAAAAAUAUUUACAAUUUGGUGCCUGUGACCAGGAUAUUUUUAUUUAUUAUCAAAUACUAUUAGAAAAAGCUAAUUCUAAUUUUCAAAACCCGACAAGUCAUCUGACAAAUGUUAAUUUUAAAUCUAUUAAGAUAUACCAAAGCGCCAGGCCAGCUCGGAUUUUUCAUAAUAAAGCAAAAUUCUCAAUAGACAGUUAUUAUAUAGAAUGGUCGUCACAGUGCUAGGUCUGUGGAUGCUAUGCUCAAACUACAGACAUAUCACAACGUAUGCUAGUGUUCAGUGCUCAAGUCUGUUAGACGGAACGAGUGUGUAAAUAAAGGUGUAUGUUAUAUGACAA